CUGCUGCGUGACGUCAUUCAUCCUCUUGGGAUGAGUAGCUUCGAAAACAAAUCAACACUACUGCUACUGCUGUGUGUGUGCUCAUUGUGUAUUUUCAGUUUAAAUCACCAAAUAUGGACUCUUUAAGGGAACAAGUCAUGAUUAAUCAAUUCGUCCUUGCUGCGGGCUGUGCUAAGGAACAAGCAAAACAGUUGCUGCAGGCCGCACAUUGGCAAUUUGAGACGGCAUUGAGUAUAUUUUUUGAAGAAGCAACUGUGCCUCCCUGUUCUGCAAAUCCUGCAGCUCAUUUCGGACAGAUAUGUACACCCUGCAAUACUCCUGCUACCCCACCAAACUUUCCAGAUACACUCUUAGCAUUUUCUAGAAUGAAUGCUGGGGAAAAGCUUGGCUCCUCACCCUCAGGUGUGAAUUUCUCAACAUCCCCCAAGCAACAGCCCCCUCAGAUGCAGGCUCAGCCUAAUCAACCACAGGUCUUCAGAAGUCAGCAGGCCACUCACACAGGAGUUGGCAUUGAUCUUCAAAGAUAAGUCUCUGAUUCCCUGUGGCAGUGCACUGUGUUGGCUUGUCAGAAGCUUAACUCAUAGUUUAUUUUUAAUUUAAAUCAAUUUGUAUUACACUUCAAAAUUUAAACUACAUAAAAUCUGUAUCUAUCUUAACAUUAUUUAAGUAGUUUCCUCUCAAUAUUCAUCUUUUUCUUAGAUGUGUUCUGUCAAACCAAUUGCAAAGUAAUUAUAGUCUAUUGACAAGUUGUCCUCCUCCAAGACAGAGUGCAGUGCCCUCAGGGGAUUUGGGUGUGUAGAAAGUAGCAAAUAGAUUAUGAAGGAUGAUCACAUGGUAGGAGGGGAUGUGUAUUGUGUCAUUAAGCUUCUCAUGUUUUGGGUCUAAAUCUUUGACCUUAUUGCAUGUUGUCAACAUGUGUUGUCCUUCAUACUGUUAUAAACUAAGUAAAAUCAUAAAACUGUACAAAUAUACUUUUACUUAGUUGUGUUGACCCCCUUGUUGUAUAAAUAUAGUUAGGGUGAUUCUUCCAAAUGGAAUUAGGUGAAAUAAGGAGUAAGUCAUUCUUAUUCUGUCUGCUUGUGGUAAAAGUAGAGCUACUUAAGGUUUUUCUUAGAAAGGAAAGACUUCAAUGUAAGGUCCUCAUGGCUCCAACAAAAAUGUGCUACUCCAAAAACAUUAUUUUUAAAAAAGAAAGGAAAAAAAGACAAAAAUGUAAAACUAAUUGUGAAAGAUACAGAUCAUAUAUCCUUCCAUGUGAGAGCUUAGGUUUUCUUCUUUGUCAAAAACAAUCAUGAUUUUUAGCAUAUUGUAACCCAAUUUUUUUUCUGUUGUGGUUGUUAUUCCAAUAUGUGGGUGAAUAUUACAAAAUCAAAGAUUUGUAGCUUUAACACUCCUUAGUGAAUAUGUCUAAACCUGCUCUCUUUCUCUAUCUCUGAUGAAAAUCUGAACCGCACGAGACAUUUCAUCUAUCUUUUUAUAAUGGGGGAAAAUAUCUGACUAAUAGUUUUACCUUAUUUAUUAUAAAUUUUUUUCUCACCUUUCUGUUUUUCUGUGUCCACAAUAUUCUUUUACAAAACAAUAUUCAAGAAAGGAUAUUGUUAUUAGACUACUCUUAAAUGAUUCAUAUUCUAUUUUUCCUUUUGAUUCAAUGAAAAUUCCUGUGCUUGCACAGGUGGUUUAAUCAAAUUGGCCUUAGCUAAGACCACAAAGUUUUCAAGUGUUCCAAUCUUAUGUUUCUUUUUUAAGGAAUCAAGAGAGAGAAAGGGAGAGAGAAAGUAUGAGUGGAUUUGUGUGACCUGUAUUAACAUGUAAGCUACAUAUGACAAAAUGUAUGCUGUUUUACAGUGCAAUCCAUUUGUAUCUUGUUUUGUGAUAAACAUUUAUUUGAUGCAUUGAAUUGGAGAACAGAUCUAUUUGGUUAUAUUUUAUUGACCUACUCAGCUGUUGUUACUAGUUAUGUAUUAUUACUUUAUCAAUUUAAGACAGUGAAGUAAUUCUGUUAUUGAAAGGUGAGGAAAAUAUACCAAAUCUUCAAAUAGUUUCUGUAUUUGCCCUUAUCUGCAAACAUUUCAUAGAAUCCUAUAAAAAACAUUUUGUGAUGACAAUUGUGGCAGGGAAGUUCUAGAGGUACCCCCUUUAUCACUUUAAUACUUAUUUAAUUUUUAUUAAAAAAUACUCAGCUAAAUUUCAACAGAUUAUAAGUGCUGUUGAGCGAUAUUAUACUAUGUAUUCAGAUGAAAUUUAAGAAAUUUUUGUAACUUCCGCUCAUGUGUAAGCCAGAAGUGCCUAUUUGAUCUCAUGUAGUUUGUACCCCUAAUGAUCAGCAAAGGUGAGUGCAUUAUACUGAGAGACUAUAGUUCCUUGAUGAUCUACACAUAACUGCUGUAACUGAUGCAAGCAAUAUGCAUCACAUUUCGAUCAAUUCGUUUUUUGAUCUAACUUCCUUACCUCCUCCUCAUGUCUAGAGUAUCCACUGUAAGGGGCAGCAUAUAAAAGUAAGCCUGGUUUUCAAAUAGCAGUUAUGUGUUGGUCAAGGCACCAGGCUCUCUGUAUCCCCAAAAGCACCAAAACAUUGAAUAUGCUUCGAUGGGUGCAGAAAUGCAAACUAAAACUGAUGCGUAUAAUGCAAAACAUUUAAUGCCCAGUGUCACCAAUGUGUGACUUUAUACCUGCGUUUCUGUGCGCAUUUUAUGCAUUGGCGCUUCUGGCGACAAUGCACCAACCAUUGAUGUUCUUUGUUGGGUACUACUGAAGAGCAUGGCAGCAUCUGUGAUCAAACAGGCUCUUGUGGCUCACACAUAAACAAAAGUUAGAAAAGUUUUUUCUGAAAAUUUCAUUGGUAUAUCAUUGUGAUGCUUAAUCAUUUAUAAUAUUUCUGGAUAUUUCUGGUUGCCUCUAGGUGGGGCACCUCUAGUCCAUACCCAUUGUGGCAGUAGAGGGCUUUUCUAUACUCAACACUAAAAGUGUGUUGUUUCAUAUGGCUCCUUUUUACUCACAUUUAUGUCAGUCAGUCAGUUAUUUCUUAGGAGUUUGUAAUCCAUUCUCAUAAUGGGUAUUUUACAUUGGCUUGCCUACAGUUAACAGUUCAUCUUUAUACCCAAGAUUUUGGCUUGAUCUAAACAUUAGCUAUUUUGAUUGCUAAACUUUGAAUUUGACAAUUUUCUAUUCGUCCUUUUAAGUUUUACAGGCUGUGAAUUUUGUAUUUUUAUUUUCAACUGUUUUUGCUGUCUUUUCAUUAAGAUCAAAGUUGAGAUGAAACCAUACCAGCCACACUACUGUAACUCUAAUUUAUAAUCCAGGAUAUUUUCAUUGCGAGGUGUCCUGUCACCAAGUCUUCCUUAGCGAAUUUUAGGGAGGAAGUUUAUAAUACUUGCCUUAAACUUCUGUCUCGUUAUGGAUUUAAACUGUAUGCCAGCCAUAUCCGCCAUGUCACUGAUAAAUUUCAUAUUAACCAAGAAAUAAACUUUUGAUUGUGUCCAGA
This is a messenger RNA of Frankliniella occidentalis (western flower thrips), 3481 nucleotides long. Its product is annotated as UBA-like domain-containing protein 2. Gene Ontology annotation, molecular function: protein binding. The coding region runs from base 114 to 527 and encodes 137 amino acids. Lineage: Eukaryota; Metazoa; Arthropoda; Insecta; Thysanoptera; Thripidae. The transcript is spliced from 4 exons. The record is from RefSeq and is a predicted model, not a curated record.